UGCAUUUCAGAAGGAGGGGCACUGAAGUAAAGAUUUGAGUGUGGAACGUGGAGCUGUAGAACAUUAAAACAAUGAGUUUCUCCUUUCUCUUGUCCAUUGUUUUCCUAUCAGCUACACACGCUUCAAUUAGUGGACCAGAAGAAAAAACUGCACAAAUGGGAGGAUCAGUCGAAAUCAAAUGCAGAUAUGACACAUAUUUUAGAGAUUAUCAGAAAUACUGGUGCAAAGGCUACUACAGGAAACACUGUACUGUUUUAGUACAAACUAAUGGCCCUGAAAGGAAAAGUCAUGACAACAGAAUAAAAAUUACAGCUGAUAAUGCAAAAGGACAACUUACAGUACAUAUGAACCAGAUAACAGCAAACGAUAAGGGAUGGUACUGGUGUGGAAUAAAUAGACCUCAUAUUAAGGAUCCAAUGUCUCCCGUACAACUUAAAGUUUAUGAAAGUCGAAAGGGUUAUACUAAGGACAAGGAAAGACUAAGGCAAAAUAGAUGGGAUAUUUUACGCUGGGCUCUCUUUGUCAUUCUGCUCCUUUGGGCCAUUUUAAUCAAAGUGAAGAUAUAGGUGAAGAAAAGCUGGUGAAUCAAAUCUGUAACGUUACAUGACUGCCUAAUGGUUCAUUGGCACCUUCAAUAUAUUGCAGUGCGACGAGUCAGCCAAACAGCAAGAUUUCCCUCAUCAAGCCCCGAUGCAGCAUAUAAAUGACGUGCAACUGUUGAGAUAUUAUGCAAUAGUCCUGCUAUAUUUUAUUUCAAAGCAGCUCAUUUUCUUUAAGGAUUUCAAUAGGCUAAUGCAGGGUAAAUACUAUCAAGUUUUAUAUUCUUACAUAAAGCCAAAUUUAUCUAUUGUAUAACGUUUUUCUUGCACUGUAACUGGGGGAGCCAGGGGCAAGUAUUGCAAUAUUAAGUCCCCACAGUGUAUGAA
Messenger RNA from Stegostoma tigrinum, 926 nucleotides. RefSeq names its product CMRF35-like molecule 3. Lineage: Eukaryota; Metazoa; Chordata; Chondrichthyes; Orectolobiformes; Stegostomatidae. The coding region runs from base 72 to 566 and encodes 164 amino acids. The record is from RefSeq and is a predicted model, not a curated record. The transcript is spliced from 5 exons.